This is a messenger RNA of Vanessa atalanta (red admiral), 974 nucleotides long. Its product is annotated as transmembrane protein 231. Lineage: Eukaryota; Metazoa; Arthropoda; Insecta; Lepidoptera; Nymphalidae. Gene Ontology annotation, biological process: regulation of protein localization; cilium assembly. The record is from RefSeq and is a predicted model, not a curated record. The transcript is spliced from 5 exons. Gene Ontology annotation, cellular component: ciliary transition zone; ciliary membrane. The coding region runs from base 11 to 934 and encodes 307 amino acids.
UCGAACAUAAAUGGCCUUAUACAAAUUGUUUAGCCAUAGUGUGGAGAUCCAAUAUAAAAGCUACUUUCUGUCGAAAGCAACACUUUUCACAAUUUUAAUUGCAAUUUUCAAUUUAACUUUGCCUUUUAUUGUUGCAUUCAAUAGUAAAGGCUUCUGGUUACAAUCUCAUUAUUUUUAUGAACAACCAUCAAUAAGAUCGACGUACGAUUAUUUGCUAAUAGCGGAGACUGAUGAUCCUAGUAUCAAUAUUAUAUGUGGGGAAGCAGCUGUUUUAAAUAGUGAAAUGAUUGAACAUGUAGAAAACUGUGCGGAAACUCAGAUCCAAGAGCAAGAUUUUGAUAAGGAUGGAAAAAAUGAUAUUAUAGCAUUUAAAUUGCACCUCAUUGUUCCGAAGGAGAGAACUAUAACAUAUAUCAUUUUAAUAUUAGGCAUUGAUUUACUAAUAAUGACUACUUGCCCUCUACAAAUGCAAAGUUUAGCCAUAAUAAACAAGGAAUUUGCGGUACAUCCAAAUGGACUUAAAUAUUAUGGAGACAUACAAAUUUAUCAAAGCGUCCACCUGCCUUGUUUUCAAAACAUGGUAGAUACCAAAUAUAAUUCUUCCAUUUUUUCCUACAAAAGUGAUUACAAAAAUACUGUGGACUCUAUUUUGGAGGAAUACCUAAGCAGAGACGUAAUCACCACUGUCACACCAAUUUUUUCGAGAAAUCAGAACGGACUGACUGGUACAAUGGAUCUAAAUAUUGUUUUAAAGAUUUCUGAAAUCCAAAUAAGAUAUUUACCAAGUCUUUUACAAGAAUUGAAAUGGGCAUGGCCUCAAUAUCUGUCUCUUCUUUUUAUUUUUUACUGCUUCUUUAACAGAAUAAAAAGAUUUGUUUUCAGUAAAAGACUAUUGAUGGCCUGGAAAAUAGUGCCUUGGACUAAAAAUAACUAGAUAUCCAUCAUUAAAAAUAUAUGUUUUACACAACCUGUAC